This is a messenger RNA of Culicoides brevitarsis, 1893 nucleotides long. It is a transcript of the gene Smox, whose product is annotated as mothers against decapentaplegic homolog 3. The record is from RefSeq and is a predicted model, not a curated record. NCBI's taxonomy places the organism in Eukaryota, Metazoa, Arthropoda, Insecta, Diptera, Ceratopogonidae. Gene Ontology annotation, biological process: positive regulation of transcription by RNA polymerase II; cell differentiation; transforming growth factor beta receptor signaling pathway. The coding region runs from base 79 to 1425 and encodes 448 amino acids. The transcript has 8 exons. Gene Ontology annotation, molecular function: RNA polymerase II cis-regulatory region sequence-specific DNA binding; DNA-binding transcription factor activity, RNA polymerase II-specific; I-SMAD binding. Gene Ontology annotation, cellular component: heteromeric SMAD protein complex.
UUGUGAUUUCGGACAGUCGUCUGAGGCAAGCGAAUCAAAAAAAAAAGUUUAAUUUCUUUUUUUGGGUUUUUUGGUGAAAUGUUAUCAUUUCAUAGUAGCGGAACAGUCAAGAAACUUUUACUCUGGAAAAAAGGAAAUGACGAUUCUGGCGUAGAAGGAAAGUGGUCUGAAAAAGCUGUCAAAAGUCUCGUGAAAAAGUUGAAGAAAACUGACUUGCUAGCAGAACUUGAAAAGGCGAUUUCAACGCAAAAUUCCAACACCAAAUGCAUCACGAUUACGAGGAAUCGAACUAAUGGCGAAAAUGGUACUUCACAUCGAAAAGGCUUGCCUCAUGUAAUCUAUUGUCGAUUAUGGAGAUGGCCCGAUUUACAGAGUAAUCAAGAAUUAAAAGCAUUGGAACAUUGUGAAUUUGCGUAUCACAAAAGAAAGGACGAAAUCUGCAUAAAUCCUUACCAUUACACAAAAAUUGAAUCAGAGCCUCUUACGAUUUUGGUACCAAAAACAUCGCCGCUUCCGGGAUCAGAAUAUUCCUCUUCGACAUAUUCCUUCGACGAUCUACGGAAUACAAUUCCUGUAAACAUUUCAUACAAUAACUCGUUGAGCAGUUUACAUUCAGACUACAUGGAAGCAACAUUAAGUCAAUCAAUUCCAAGCAACACAACAUCGAUGGAUUCAAAUAACUUGAGCAUGGAUAGUGUUCCAAACACAGAAACGCCUCCGCCGGGCUACGUAUCGGAAGAUAACGACCCAAUGGAUCAAAAUGAUAAUAUGAGUUUAGCUCGUCUAAGUCCUUCGUCGUCGUUAGAUGUUCAACCUGUCGUUUAUCACGAGCCAACAUUUUGGUGUUCCAUCAGCUAUUACGAGUUGAGCGGAAGAGUAGGCGAGACUUUUCAUGCAUCCCAACCCUCGAUUACAGUCGAUGGUUUCACAGAUCCAUCAAACUCUGAACGAUUUUGCUUGGGACUCCUAUCCAAUGUCAAUCGGAACGAAAUUGUUGAGCAAACUCGUCGACACAUCGGAAAAGGAGUUCGAUUAUACUACAUUGGCGGCGAAGUAUUUGCCGAAUGUCUCAGUGAUUCAAGCAUUUUCGUUCAGAGUCCAAACUGUAAUCAGAGAUACGGUUGGCAUCCAGCUACUGUGUGCAAAAUCCCACCCGGAUGCAACUUGAAAAUCUUCAACAAUCAAGAAUUUGCUGCUCUAUUGUCACAAUCCGUAUCGCAAGGCUUUGAAGCUGUUUAUCAAUUGACACGAAUGUGUACAAUUCGGAUGUCUUUCGUCAAAGGAUGGGGCGCAGAAUAUCGACGACAAACAGUGACAUCAACGCCAUGCUGGAUUGAAUUGCAUUUGAACGGGCCCUUGCAAUGGCUGGAUCGCGUAUUGCAACAAAUGGGUUCUCCUCAUGUCCCUUGCGGAUCUGUAUCUUAAGAACUUUUCAACUUUUUUCAUAAUUUUUUUUUUAUUUUGCGCCCCACAUACGUUUGAUUCCGAAUUUUUGAAAAAAUUUAAAGAAUUAUGUGCAUUACAAGUAACUUCAAAAGUAGAAAACACAAAGAAUUUAUGCAUAAAAUGCGCUAUAAAUGUUAAAAAUCUUCCAGAAAGUCUUGCACCCGCCUUUUUAUCCCUUUUCUUUUAAAUUAAUUAAUUAAUUAAUAAUUAGUCUUAACGAUGCAUGCAACGAUUGUUUAUCCCAAAAAAAUAUGAUAUAUAUCAGAAUCCCCCAUUUUAAAAUGAGACCGCAUAUAAAUGUCUCUUCUUGCACUCUUUUAGUUUUUAAUUUGACUUUCUUCGUCCUUGUACAGAUUUUUUUUGUUACAAUCAUCAAAUAAUAAAUAUACAUAAAUAUAUAAAAUUAGAGUCUAGUUUGUACUGUGUAACAACAAAAAACAAAAAUAU